Chinchilla lanigera (long-tailed chinchilla) is the source of this 11105-nucleotide messenger RNA. It is a transcript of the gene Lama5, whose product is annotated as laminin, alpha 5. The record is from RefSeq and is a predicted model, not a curated record. Gene Ontology annotation, molecular function: signaling receptor binding. NCBI's taxonomy places the organism in Eukaryota, Metazoa, Chordata, Mammalia, Rodentia, Chinchillidae. Gene Ontology annotation, biological process: cell adhesion; regulation of embryonic development; regulation of cell migration. Gene Ontology annotation, cellular component: basement membrane.
GGCCAGUACUGCGACAUCUGCACUGCCUCCAGCAGCAAUAAGGCGCACCCUGCGAGCCACGCCAUAGAUGGCACGGAGCGCUGGUGGCAGAGCCCACCUCUGUCUCGGGGCCUGGAAUACAAUGAGGUCAACGUCACUCUGGACCUGGGCCAGGUCUUCCAUGUGGCCUACGUGCUCAUCAAGUUUGCCAACUCCCCUCGGCCGGACCUCUGGGUGCUGGAACGCUCCACAGAUUUCGGCCACACCUACCAACCGUGGCAGUUCUUCGCCUCCUCCAAGAGGGAUUGCCUGGAGCGGUUUGGGCCACAGACGCUGGAGCGAAUCACACGGGACGAUGAUGCCAUCUGUACCACCGAGUACUCGCGCAUAGUGCCCCUGGAGAAUGGCGAGAUCGUGGUGUCCUUGGUGAACGGACGUCCAGGAGCCAUGAACUUCUCCUACUCCCCGCUGCUGCGGGACUUCACCAAAGCCACCAACAUCCGGCUGCGUUUCCUGCGCACCAAUACCCUGCUGGGCCACCUCAUGGGCAAGGCGCUGCGGGACCCCACCGUCACCCGCCGGUACUACUACAGCAUCAAGGACAUCAGCAUCGGCGGCCGCUGUGUCUGCCAUGGCCACGCGGAUGUCUGCGAUGCUAAAGACCCCUUGGACCCUUUCAGGCUGCAGUGUGCCUGCCAGCACAACACAUGUGGGGGCUCCUGUGACCGCUGCUGCCCCGGCUUCAACCAGCAGCCAUGGAAGCCGGCCACCACUGACAGCGCCAACGAAUGCCAGUCCUGUAACUGCCAUGGCCAUGCCCAUGACUGUUACUACGACCCCGAGGUGGACAGGCGCAAUGCCAGCCAGAACCAGGACAGUGUGUACCAGGGAGGGGGCGUGUGCAUCAACUGCCAGCAUCACACCACUGGCAUCAACUGUGAGCGCUGUCUGUCGGGCUUCUACCGCUCCCCGGACCACCCUCUGGACUCCCCCCACGCCUGUCUCCGCUGCAACUGUGAGUCGGCCUUCACCGAUGGGACGUGUGAGGACCUGACUGGCCGCUGCUACUGCCGGCCCAACUUCACCGGCGAGCAGUGCAACGCGUGUGCCGAGGGCUUCUCGGGCUUCCCACACUGCUACCCCGUGCCGCCCUCCCACAACGACACCAGGGAGCAGGUGCUGCCAGCUGGGCAGAUUGUGCACUGUGACUGCAGCGCCAGUGGGACCCAGGGCAACUCCUGCCGGAAGGACCCGAGUGUUGGCCGCUGCGUGUGCAAGCCCAACUUCCAGGGUGCCCACUGCGAGCUCUGUGCCCCCGGCUUCUACGGGUCGAGCUGCCAGCCAUGCCAGUGCUCCGGUCCUGGGGUGGCCGACGGCCUCUGCGACCCCGACUCCGGCCGAUGCAGGUGUCGCACUGGCUUUGAGGGGGCUGCCUGUGAUCGCUGUGCCCCUGGCUACUUCCAUUUCCCACUGUGCCAGCUGUGUGGAUGCAGCCCCGCGGGGACCCUGCCCGAAGGCUGCGAUGAAGCUGGCCGUUGCCCAUGCCGACCCGGGUUUCAUGGCCCCUAUUGUGACCGCUGCCUCCCGGGCCACCACAGUUACCCCAACUGCUACGCCUGCGCCUGCGACCCCCGGGGAGCCCUGGAGCAGCUCUGCGGGGCAGGCGGUUUGUGCCGUUGCCGUCCCGGCUAUGCGGGUGCCACCUGCCAGGAGUGCAGCCUUGGCUUCCACGGCUUCCCCACCUGUGUCCCCUGCCACUGCUCCCCCGACGGCUCCCUGCACUCGGCUUGUGACCCCCGGACAGGGCAGUGCAGCUGCCGGCCCCGUGUGACGGGGCUGCAGUGCGACGCAUGUGUGCCUGGCGCCUACAACUUCCCCCACUGCGAAGCUGGCUCCUGUCACCCUGCUGGCCUGGCCCUGGCCAAUCCUACCCUUUCUGAGGCACAGGGCCCCUGUGUGUGCCGGGCUCACGUGGAGGGGCCGAGCUGUGACCGCUGCAAGCCCGGCUUCUGGGGGCUUAGCCCCGGCAACCCUGAGGGCUGCACACGCUGCGACUGUGACCCCAGGGGCACACUGGGUGGCGUUUCUGAGUGCCAGCCGGGCAGUGGCCAGUGCUUCUGCAAGCCCCACGUGUGUGGCCAGACCUGUGCAGCAUGCAAGGACGGCUUCUUUGGGCUGGACCAGGCCGACUACUUCGGCUGCCACAGCUGCCGCUGUGAUGUUGGCGGUGCGCUGGGCCAGGGCUGUGACCCGCGGACGGGCGCUUGCCGGUGCCGCCCCAACACCCAGGGUCCCACCUGCAGCGAGCCCGUGAAGGACCACUACCUGCCUGACCUGCACCACCUGCGCCUGGAGCUGGAGGAAGCAGCCACGCCCGAGGGCCACGCCGUACGCUUUGGCUUCAACCCACUGGAGUUCGAGAACUUCAGCUGGAGAGGCUACGCACACAUGUCGCCCAUCCAGCCCAGGAUUGUGGCCAGGCUGAACGUAACCUCACCUGACCUCUUCCGGCUGGUCUUCCGCUAUGUCAACCGUGGGCCCGCAAGCGUGAGCGGCCAGGUCUCCGUGCGUGAGGCCGGCAAGUCUGCCACCUGCACCAACUGCACAGAGCAGAGCCAGCCCGUGGCCUUCCCGCCCAGCACCGAGCCUGCCUUCGUCACUGUACCCCAGAGGGGCAUUGGGGAGCCCUUUGUGCUGAACCCUGGCACCUGGGCCCUGCUUGUGGAGGCCGAAGGGGUGCUCCUGGACUACGUGGUCCUGCUGCCCAGCGCCUACUACGAAGCAGCCCUUCUGCAGCUGCGUGUGACUGAGGCCUGCACCUACCGACCCUCCGCCCGUCCGUCUGGGGAGAACUGCCUCCUCUAUGCCCACCUUCCUCUGGACGGCUUCCCCUCGGCUGGCGGGCCCGAGGCCCUGUGUCGCCAUGACAACAGCCUGCCCCGGCCCUGCCCCAUGGAGCAGCUCAGUCCUUCACACCCACCACUGGCCGCCUGCCUGGGCAGUGACGUGGACGUCCAGCUCCAGGUAACCGCGCCACGGCCAGGCCACUAUGCUCUGGUGGUGGAGUAUGCCAACGAGGAUGCCCGCCAGGAGGUGGGCGUAGCUGUGCACACUCCCCAGCGGGCCCCCCAGCUGGGAGAGAUCGCCCUGCAUCCCUGCCCAUACAGCACCCUGUGUCGGGGCCCUGUCCUGGAUACCCAGCACCACACGGCCACCUUCUACCUGGACUCGGAGGCCAGUGUCCGGCUCACAGCGGAGCAGGCGCGCUUCUUCCUGCACAGCGUCACGCUGGUGCCCGUGGAGGAGUUCAGCACGGAGUUUGUGGAGCCCCGGGUCCACUGCACGAGCAGCCAUGGCACCUUCGGGCCCAGCAGUGCCUCCUGCCUAGCCUCCCGCUUCCCGAAGCCGCCGCAGCCCAUCAUCCUGAGGGACUGCCAGGUGCUGCCGCUGCCGCCCAGCCUCCCCCUGACUCACUCGCAGGAGCUCACGCCGGGUGCGGCCCCGGCCGGACCCCAGCCUCGGCCCCCCACUGCCGUGGACCCUGACACAGAGCCCACCUUGCUGCGCCACCCCCAGGGCACUGUCGUCUUCACCACCCAGGUGCCCGCCCUGGGCCGCUAUGCCUUCCUGCUGCACGGCUACCAGCCGGCCCACCCCACCUUCCCCGUCGAGGUGCUCAUCAACGGGGGCCGCGUCUGGCAGGGCCACGCCAAUGCCAGCUUCUGCCCACACGGCUACGGCUGCCGCGCCCUGGUGCUGUGCGAGGGCCAGACUGUGCUGGAUGUGACUGACAGUGAGCUCACGGUGACCGUGCGUGUGCCCGAGGGCCGGUGGCUCUGGCUGGACUACGUGCUCGUUGUGCCCGAGGAUGUCUACAGCUCCACCUACCUCCGGGAGGAGCCCCUAGACAAAUCCUAUGACUUCAUCAGCCACUGUGCUGCCCAUGGUUACCACAUCAGCCCCAGCAGCUCGUCCCCGUUCUGCCGGGACGCUGCCGUCUCGCUGUCCCUCUUCUAUAAUAACGGGGCCGUGCCUUGUGGCUGCCACGAGGCGGGUGCCACCAGCCCCACGUGCGAGCCCUUCGGGGGCCAGUGUCCCUGCCGGGCCCACGUCAUCGGCCGCGACUGCUCCCGCUGUGCCACCGGCUACUGGGGUUUUCCCCGCUGCAGACCCUGCGACUGUGGUGCCCGCCUGUGUGACGAGCUCACGGGCCAGUGUAUCUGCCCGCCGCGCACUGUGCCCCCUGACUGCCUGGUGUGCCAGCCCCAGACCUUCGGCUGCCACCCCCUGGUUGGCUGUGAGGAAUGCAACUGCUCGGGGCCCGGCGUCCAGGAGCUCACCGAGCCUACCUGUGACGUGGACAGCGGCCAGUGCAAGUGCAGACCCAACGUGGCCGGACGCCGCUGUGACACCUGUGCCCCAGGCUUCCACGGUUACCCCAGCUGCCGCCCCUGUGACUGCCAUGCGGCUGGCACUGCGCCAGGCGUGUGUAACCCCCUCACAGGCCAGUGCUACUGCAAGGAGAAUGUGCAGGGCCCGAGGUGUGACCAGUGUCGCCUUGGGACCUUCUCCCUCGACGCUGCCAACCCCAAGGGCUGCACCCGCUGCUUCUGCUUCGGGGCCACAGAGCGCUGCAGGAGCUCUGCCCACGCGCGCCAUGAGUUUGUGGACAUGGAGGGCUGGACGCUGCUGAGCACUGACCGGCAAGUGGUACCCCACGAGCGACGGGCGGGGGUGGAGCUGCUGCGCGCAGACCUGCGGCACUUGGCCGACUCCGUCCCUGAGCUGUACUGGCAAGCCCCGCCCUCCUACCUUGGAGACCGGGUGUCGUCCUACGGUGGGGUCCUCCGCUAUGAGCUGCACUCUGAGACCCAGCGUGGAGACGUCUUCAUCCCCACUGAGAGCCGGCCGGACGUGGUGCUGCAGGGCAACCAGAUGAGCAUCACAUUCCUGGAGUCAGCGUACCCUGUGCCCGGCCAUACCCAUCGAGGGCAGCUGCUGCUGGUGGAGGGAAACUUCCGGCACAGGGAGACCCACAGCGCUGUGUCCCGGGAGGAACUCAUGAUGGUCCUGGCGGGCCUGGAGCAGCUGCAGAUCCGAGCCCUCUUCUCGCAGAUCUCCUCAGCUGUCUCCUUGCAUAGGGUGGUGCUGGAGGUGGCCAGCGAGAUGGGCAGGGGACCUCCAGCCAGCAACGUGGAGUUGUGCAUGUGUCCUGCCAAUUACCGUGGGGACUCAUGCCAGGAAUGUGCCCCUGGCUAUUACCGGGAUAUCAAAGGGCUCUUUCUGGGCCGAUGUGUCCCCUGUCAGUGCCAUGGCCACUCAGACCACUGCCUCUCUGGUUCCGGUAUCUGUGUGGGGUGCCAGCACAACACGGAGGGGGACCGUUGUGAGCGCUGCCGGGCUGGCUUUGUGAGGAGCAGGCCUGAGGACCCCUCGGCCCCCUGUGUCAGCUGCCCCUGCCCCCUGGCGGUUCCUUCCAACAACUUCGCGGAGGGCUGCAUCCUGCGAGGCGGCCGCACCCAGUGCCUCUGCAAACCUGGCUAUGCCGGGGCCUCCUGCGAGCGGUGCGCACCCGGCUUCUUUGGAAACCCUCUGGUGCUGGGCAGCUCAUGCCAGCCCUGUGACUGCAGCGGCAACAGUGACCCCAACAUGAUCUUCAGCGACUGUGAUCCCCUGACAGGCGCCUGUCGUGGCUGCCUGCGCCACACCACCGGCCCUCACUGCGAGAGCUGUGCCUCUGGCUUCUACGGCAACGCCCUGCUGCCCGGCAACUGCACCCCAUGCGACUGCUCCCCAUGCGGCACGGAAGCUUGUGAUCCCCAGAGUGGCCGCUGCCUGUGCAAGGCAGGCGUGACUGGGCGUCGCUGUGACCACUGCCAGGAGGGGCACUUUGGUUUUGAAGGCUGUCAGGGCUGCCGCCCUUGCGCCUGUGGACCAGCUGCUGAGGGGUCCGAGUGCCACCCCCAGAGUGGGCAGUGCCACUGCCGGCCAGGAGCUGGGGGACUCCAGUGUCAUGAAUGUGCCCCUGGCCACUGGGGGCGCCCGGAGCAGGGCUGCAGGCGGUGCCAGUGUCCAAGAGGCCACUGCGACCCCCACACAGGCCGCUGCACCUGCCCACCAGGGCUCAGCGGGGAGCGCUGUGACGCCUGCAGCCAGCAACACCAGGUGCCCGUGCCAGGCAGCCCCAGGGGCCCGGGCGUCCACUGCGAAGUGUGUGACCACUGUGUGGUCUUGCUCCUGGACGACUUGGAGCAGGCCGGUGCCCUCCUCCCUGCCAUCCGCGAGCAGCUGCGUGGUGUCAAUGCCAGCUCUGCAGCCUGGGCCCAGCUACAUAGGCUGAAUGCCUCCAUCACCGACCUCCAGGGCCAGCUCCGGAGCCCACUGGGCCCCCGCUACCAGGCAGAGCAGCAGCUGCAGACCCUGGAGCAGCAGAGCCUGGACUUUGAGCAGGAUGUACAGCGGCUGAGCAGCCAGGCCACAGGGGCCCAAGACCGGGCAGGCCGGCUGCUGGACAGUGCCGAGGGCAUGCUGGACCGGGCACAGACACUGUUAGUGACUGUCCAGGCUGUGCACCAUGCUCUGAGCGAGCUGGCAUCCCAGGUGGACCACGUGUUACCAGCCAACGCCUCAACACCAUCGGGUGAGCAGCUGCGCCGGACCCUGGCAGAGGUGGAGAAGUUCCUGCAGGAGAUGCGGGCCCGCGACUUCCAGGCCCCCCAGGCAGCAGCAGAAACUGAGCUGGCCGAGGCGCAGCGGCUGCUGGCCCGUGUGCAGGAGCAGCUGACCAGUCGCUGGGAGGAGAACCAGGUGCUGGCUAAACGCAUCCGCGACCGGCUGGCUCAGCACGAGGCUGGCCUCAUGGACCUGCGGGAGGCCCUGAACCGGGCAGUGGGCACCACUCGGGAGGCUGAGGAGCUCAACAGCCGCAACCAGGAGCGGCUGGAGGAAGCCCUGCAACAGAAGCAGGAGCUGUCCCAGGACAAUGCCACCCUGAAGGCCGCUCUGGAAGCUGCCAACCGCACCCUGGCCCGUGUCUCUGAGCUUUUGCAGGGCAUGGAGCGGGCCAAGCAGGACCUGGAGCACCUCGCUGCCAGCCUAGAUGGGGCCCGGACCCCACUGCUGGAGAAGAUAGGAACCUUCUCCCCAGCCGGCAGCAAGGUGGACUUGGUGGAGACUGCUGAGGCCCACGCAGAACAGCUGGACCAGCUGGCGCUCAACCUGUCCAGCAUCGUCCUUGGUAUCAACCAGGACCGUUUCAUUCAGAGGGCUGUGGAGGCCUCCAACGCCUACAGCAGCAUCCUGAAGGCCAUGCAGGCUGCCGAGGAAGCCGCGAGCCGAGCCUGGCAGCAGGCGAGCCGCACGUGGGAGGCUGUGGUGGAGCGGGGGCUGGUGGCACAAACCCAGCAGCUGCUGGCCAACAGCAGUGCCCUGGAGGAGGCCGUGCUCGGGCAGCAGCGGAGGUUGGGCCUCAUGCGGGUCACGCUGCAGGAUGCCAGGACUCAGCUCCAGGAUAUCCAGGCUGCAAAGGACCAGCUUAUGGCCCGAAUCCAGGAGGCGCAGGCCAUGCUGUCCAUGGACACAGAUGAGACAAGCAAGAAGAUUGCCCACGCCAAGGCCGUGGCUGCCGAAGCCCAGGACACGGCUGCUCGAGUGCAGUCCCAGCUUCGGGACAUGCAGAGGAACCUGGAGCGGUGGCAGGGCCAGUUUGGGGGCCUGCGGGGUCAGGACCUGGGCCAGGUGGUGCUUGAUGCAGGCCGCUCAGUGUCCUCCCUGGAGAAGACGCUGCCGCAGCUGCUGGCCAAACUGAGCCUCCUGGAGAACCGCAGUACACACAAUGCCAGCCUGGCCCUGUCCGCCAGCAUCGGCCGCGUGCGGGAGCUCAUCGCGCAGGCCCGGGGCGCUGCCAGCAAGGUCAAGGUGUCCAUGAAGUUCAAUGGACGCUCAGGGGUGCAGCUGCGCACCCCACGGGACCUGGCCGACCUUGCUGCCUACACCGCCCUCAAGUUCCACCUGCAGAACCCCGAGCUGCCAGAGCCCGGGCAGGAGGCCGGGGACCGCUUUGUGCUGUACAUGGGCAGCCGCCAGGCCACUGGGGACUACAUGGGCGUGGCUCUGAGGAACCAGAAGGUGCACUGGGUGUACAGGCUGGGAGAUGCCGGCCCCGUGGCCCUCAGCAUCGACGAGGACAUCGGGGAGCAGUUUGCAACCGUCAGCAUUGACAGGACCCUCCAGUUUGGCCACAUGUCCAUCACCGUGGAGGAGCCAGUGGUCCAGGAGACUAAGGGGGACACCGUGGCCCCUGGGAUGGAGGGGCUGCUCAGCCUACAGCCUGACGACUUUGUCUUCUACGUGGGCGGGUACCCCAGCAGCUUCACGCCCCCUGCACCCCUCCGCUUCCCCGGCUUCCGGGGCUGCAUUGAAUUGGACACACUGAACGAGGAGGUGGUCAGUCUCUAUAACUUCGAGAGGACCUUCCGGGUAGACACGGCUGUGGACAGGCCUUGUGCCCGCUCCAAGUCAACAGGGGACCCAUGGCUCACGGAUGGGUCCUACCUGGAUGGCACCGGCUUUGCCCACAUUAGCUUCGAGAGACAGAUCAGCACCACAAAGCGCUUUGAGCAGGAGCUGCGGCUCGUGUCCUACAGCGGCAUCAUCUUCUUCCUGAAGUACCAGAACCAGUUCCUGUGCCUGGCAGUGGUCAGAGGCAACCUCGUGCUCCUAUAUGACCUGGGCAUGGGUCUCAAGGAGGCCGUUCCGCUGCAGCCACCUCCACCCCUGACUACAGCCAGCAAAGCGAUCCAGGUGUUCCUGCUGGCCGGCAGCCGCAAGCGCAUGCUGGUGCGUGUGGAGAGGACCACGGUGUUCAGCGUGGAGCAGGACAACACGCUGGACUUGGCCAGUGCCUACUACCUGGGGGGUGUGCCGCCUGAGCAGCUGCCCCCAAGCCUGCAGCGACUGUUCCCCUCCGGGGGCUCCAUCCGUGGCUGCGUCAAGGGGAUCAAAGCUCUGGGCAAAUACGUGGACCUCAAGAGGCUGAACACCACAGGCGUCAGCUCUGGCUGCACUGCAGACCUGCUGGUGGGACGCACCAUGACUUUCUAUGGCCAUGGCUUCCUGCCGCUGGCGCUGCCUGAUGUGCCGCCCCUCACCAGCAACAUCUACUCCGGCAUUGGCUUUCGCAGCACCCAGAACAACGGUCUGCUCUACCACCACGCAUCCCCGGAUGGGCUGUGCCAGGUGUCCCUUCAGCAAGGCCACGUGACACUGCGGCUCAUGAGGACAGAGCUGAAGACACAAGGGGUCUUCAGCGAUGGUGCCCCCCACUAUGUGGCCUUCUACAGCAACACCACAGGGGUUUGGCUGUACGUGGAUGACCAGCUGCAGCAGAUGAAGCCACACCAGGCGUCCCCUCCCAGGCAGCACCCACCUGAGGAGCCCCCCCAGCUCCUCCUGGGGGGUCUGUCCGAGUCCGCCGCCUCCUUCCGCAACUUCAGCGGCUGCAUCAGCAAUGUCUUUGUGCAGCGGCUCCAGGGCCCACAGCGCGUGUUUGACCUGCAGCAGAACCUGGGGGCUGUCAAUGUGAGCACAGGCUGUGCCCUGGCCCCACUCUCCCGGAGCCCGGGCCCGGGCGCUCGCGGCCUGCGGGCUGUGGCUCAGAAGGCCUCCCGCCGCAACCGCCAGCCCAGGCAGAACCCUGAGUGUGCGCCACCUCUGCACGUCAGGGUGACUCAAGACGCCUUCCAGUUUGGGGGUCCCCUUCCCAGUUACUUGGAAUUUGCAGGCAUCCUGGACCCCCACAGGGACCGGUUCCACCUCUCGAUGCUGGUCCGUCCUCGCGCCCCCCAGGGCCUCCUGUUGUUUGCUGCCCCCCUGGCAGCCGGCAGUGCCUCCCUGGCUGUCUUCCUGAGCCACGGACGGUUUGUCGCACAGACACAAGGGCCUGGGCCCCGCCUGCGCGUCCAGAGCCGCCAGCGCUCACGGGCUGGCAGGUGGCACACGCUCUCUGUGCGCUGGGAGGAGCGUCAGCUCCAGCUCCUGACAGACGGUGUCCGAGCGUGGAGCCGGGAAAGGCCCCGCCCGUCCAGCCCAAGUGCAGCAGCCCCUCAGCCCCAUACCCUCUUUGUGGGGGGCCUCCCAGCUGGCAGUCGCAGCUCCCGCCCACCGGUGGCCACCGGGUUCAGUGGCUGCGUGAAGAGACUGCGGCUGGACGGGCGGCCCUUGGGGACCCCCACGCGGAUGGUGGGGGUCACGCCCUGCAUCUCAGGCCCCCUGGAGAGUGGCCUGUUCUUCGCAGGCGGUGGAGGAGUUGUCACUCUAGAACCCCCCGGCGCCACACUGCCCGAAGUGAGCGUGGAGCUGGAGGUUCGGCCCUUGGCAGCCAGCGGGCUGAUCUUCCACCUAGGCCGGGCCCAGGGCACCCCCUACCUGCAGCUGCAGGUGUCCAAGAAGCAGGUAUUGCUGCGAGCCGAUGACGGCGCAGGUGAAUUUUCCACGUGGGUGACACGCCCUGUAGCACUGUGUGACGGGCAGUGGCACCGACUGACAGCCGUGAAGGGCAGGAACGGGCUUCGGCUGGAGGUGGACACUCAGAGCAACCGCACUGUGGGCCCCUCGGCGGCGGCUGCAGCUGGCGGCCCAGCACCUCUGCACCUCGGGGGCUUGCCUGAGACCACAGGUGCAGAGUCGGGGCUACCUGCCUACCGAGGCUGCAUGAGGAAGCUGCUGGUGAACCGGUCCCCCGUCACCGUGACUCGCUCUGCAAGCGUCCAGGGGGCAGUCGGGGCCAGUGGCUGUCCGGUCACAUAGUACGGGGCGCCGGGCAGGUGCAGUGGCAGGCGGGCCGGGCCGUGUCCCCAGCGCCACAGUGGGCCUCAGCGGCCCUCCCUGCACUGCUGUAUUCAGUAGGUCUCGUAGGCAGCGCUGUGGGUAUUUAUCUAGACUAGAUUCUCCGGGUGACAGGUCUCAUUUCUGGAAAUGGAUUAAAUUAUCUUUUUAAACGAAAGGGUAGGAUACUGUAAAGUGGGCUUUUAUACUUGUACCUCCCUCCCACCAGUUUCUGGCAGUAUGAGACGUCUACCAGCACUGGUGCCUUCUCAAGACAAAAAUAAAGUACCCUGUUCAACUGA